AUGGAGAUGAUGAUGUUUAAUGCGUCAGAUCUGCCAUUGACGCAGCUUCGGAGGCCUUUGUCUGAUUUCCGCUUUCUUUGGUUUUCACUUUUCAUGGGACUGAGUCGAACUACAAGACAUAACCCUGUUCUUCCAACCAAAUCUCCAAUUCUUACUCUCACACGUUCUCGUUCUCAAACCAUGAAAACAACACAGAUUUUUGGUGUGUCUCUCUCACUCAUUCUUAUCAACCUUGCUGCUAUUAUGGAGCGCGCGGAUGAGAACCUUCUUCCAUCCGUAUACAAAGAAGUUAGUGAAGCAUUUAAUGCCGGACCAUCUGAUUUGGGUUACCUCACAUUCAUAAGAAACUUUGUUCAGGGAUUGUCGUCUCCUCUAGCUGGUAUACUUGUUAUCAACUAUGAUCGCCCAACGAUUCUUGCUAUGGGAACUUUCUGCUGGGCGUUAUCUACUGCUGCAGUGGGUGUUUGCCACAAUUUUCUGCAGGUUGCAUUCUGGAGAGCAAUAAAUGGCUUUGGUUUGGCAAUUGUGAUUCCAGCACUCCAGUCUUUCAUUGCUGAUAGCUACAUGGAUGGAGUGAGAGGAACUGGGUUUGGAUUGCUGAGUCUCAUUGGCAACUUAGGAGGCAUAGGAGGUGGUGUUCUGGCUACUGUCAUGGCUGGGAAACAGUUUUGGGGUAUACAAGGGUGGCGAUGUGCAUUCAUUUUGAUGGCAACUUUGAGUGCAUUAAUUGGAUUCCUUGUUUUACUAUACGUAGUUGACCCAAGAAAAAGACUUCCCACCACUCGAGAUGCUAGCGAGAGUUCAGACAGGGACGAGUCCAUCAUCUAUAAAGGCAAUGCAAGCACAGCAUCAAUCUGGAUGGGCUCUUGGGCAGCCACGAAAGCUGUGAUCAAAGUGAAAACAUUUCAAGUAAUUGUCUUACAGGGCAUUAUUGGGUCACUGCCGUGGACUGCCAUGGUGUUCUUCACAAUGUGGUUCGAACUAAUUGGUUUUGAUAACAACACUUCAGCAACCCUGCUUAGUUUUUUUGCUAUUGGAUGUGCCAUGGGGUCUUUCAUAGGUGGAUCAAUAGCUGAUCAAUUAUCACAAGUCUACCCUCAUUCUGCUCGUAUCAUGUGCGCACAGUUUAGUGCCUUUAUGGGCAUUCCGUUCUCAUGGUUUCUUCUUAGGGUGAUCCCUCAGUCAGUAAGUAGUUUUCUUACCUUUUCUGUGACCCUCUUUAUGAUGGGUCUAACUAUCAGCUGGAAUGGUACGGCUGCGAAUGCUCCUAUGUUUGCUGAGGUAGUCCCUGUCAAACACCGUACCAUGAUUUACGCAUUUGAUCGAGCUUUUGAAGGCUCGUUCUCUUCUAUAGCGGCUCCGCUAGUAGGGAUUCUUUCUGAGAAAAUGUUUGGCUAUAAUUCAAAGUCCGUUGAUCCCAUCAAAGGAUCUUCACCAGAGGCUCUUGCCUUGUCAAAGGGCCUUCUUUCCAUGAUGGCUGUUCCAUUUGGUUUGUGUUGUUUAUGCUACACUCCUCUAUAUUAUAUAUUUAAGCAGGACCGUGAAAAUGCUAGAAUGCUUGCUGUGAAAGAGGAGGAGAUGAUGUGA
Molecule: messenger RNA, 1587 nt
Organism: Sphenostylis stenocarpa
Lineage: Eukaryota; Viridiplantae; Streptophyta; Magnoliopsida; Fabales; Fabaceae
Source: the annotation of a GenBank genome assembly